CUCCGGCAGCAUCACUAGCAGCUCCGCCGUGCAAAUAAAACGAAAGCGGGCCACGGAGGACAAACCCCGGCGGUGUUUGCGGCUCCAGCAGCGCCGGUGCACCGGAGCAGUGAGAUGGGAGACCAGAAGGAAUCUCUGCGUAAGAUCACCCACACGCUGGCCACGAAGAAUGACGAGAUUUCCAACUUCAUCUGCGGCCUCAAACAGAGCCUCGACAACUUAGAGGCCAACUCCUCUCGAGUGCAAGAGGACCUGGACUCUGAGUUCAGCUCCCUGCACUCUAUCCUGGAUGACAUGAAGGAAAACAUGAUGACACGCAUCAAACAGGAGAGAGCCAGCCGCACAUAUGAGUUACAGAGUCAGCUGAGCGCCUGCUCCAAAGCCCUGGAGAGUUCAGAAGAGCUGCUGGAGCUGGCUAACCAGACGCUCUGCUCCUCUGAGACGGACGGGUUCAAUCAGGCGGCCAAAGACAUUAAGGAUAGCGUGACAAUGGCUCCGGCCUUUCGCCUCUCCCUGAAGGCUAAAGCCAGUGACAACAUGAGUCACUUGAUGGUGGAUUUCAGCCAGGAGAGGGAGAUGUUGCAGGAGCUCAAGUUUCUCCCAGUUCCUGCCACUCCAGAGAUCCAGGUGUCAGAGUGCCAGGUCUGUGACAACACAGUGACUAUAGUCUGGACCUUACCGGAGCCUGACGGCAAGAUUGACCACUACAUACUGGAACACCGACGCACAAACCACGAGGGUCCCCCACGUAUCAGAGAGGACUACCCCUGGAUGGUGUUGGAGGGGAUACGAGAGAUGGAUCACACGCUCACGGGUCUGCGCUUUGAUACCCGGUACAUGACAUUCAGAGUGAAAGCGUGUAACAAGGCUGUUGCGGGAGAGUUUUCAGAGCCCAUUACACUAGAAACUCACGCCUUCACCUUCAAACUGGACUCAGGUUCAUCCCACCAGAACCUGAAGGUAGAAGACUUGAGUGUGGAGUGGGACAGCAGUGGUGGAAAAAUACAAGAAAUCCGAAAGGAGAAGAACCGAACUAACUCCCCGAUGCACUCUCCAGCCAGGUUUGUAUUAGCGGCAUCACUGAUGUCACCUAAGAGAGCACCGACGGCCCGGGUCGGCAGAGACAGGUUUACAGCAGAGUCCUACACAGUGCUGGCUGACACCAUGAUCGACGCCGGCCAGCAGUACUGGGAGGUGCGGUUCGACAAGGAGAGCAAAGCUUUUGCGGUGGGCGUGGCCCUGCGGAGCCUCGGACGUUUUGACCAGCUGGGGAAAAGCAGCGCCUCCUGGUGCAUCCAUCUGAACAACUGGCUACAGCAGAGCCUCACAGCCAAGCACAACAACAAGGCUCGAACACUGGACUGUCCAAUCCCAAGCAGUAUAGGAGUCUACUGCAACUAUGAAGAAGGUGUACUGUCGUUCUUCAAUUCCAAAACAAAGCAACUGAUGCACACCUUCCGAACCAAGUUCCAGCAGCCAGUCAUACCAGCUUUCAUGGUGUGGAACGGCAGCUUCUCAGUAGUGACGGGCCUGCAGGUUCCCAGCGUGGUGCAAAGUGGCCAGAGGAAAAACAGCGGCACCAGCAGCUCCAACGCCAGCCUCACUUAGACUCACCCACCCAGCGAGCUGGACGCCUGCCUCCCAGCUCUGCCUGACCACAGUCACUGCUGCGGAUCAUUACCUCUGCCGCUUGGCUGCGGUCAAAGCCAUAUCAUGGAAGAGUAAAAUCACUGGAGUAUGAUGGUCUAGCCUGUUCCAAACACUGCGUCUGUGUUGCAUGACAACAAAAAAGUGUUUUAUUUAGGGGGGGAACAAGUGAAUCAUUUGCGCUUUCAGUGACAGAAUUAUUCAGAUGUAUGACUCUGGCUAUCGUUGACGCUUGGGACACAUUAGGUGUAGUCUUAUUAGUUCUCCUCUCUCUAUACAUUUCUUUAGCACUGUCUCACUGCUGCUAGAGCAAAGAUUUAGCGCUGGCCGCUGCCCUUCCUCUCCAUCACCAAAACUGUCAGCCGUACUGUCACGCAGCCAGCUGCGGGUGAAGGGUCAAGCCCUGUCCUGUCUGCUCUCUCCCUGUGCCUUCCUCCUCAUGUCCAAACUGAUAGGUGCAAUCGGGUGAUGCGUACUGACAUGCUAAUACUCCACUGCAAGAAAUGGUCUCCCCAUUUCAAUUUAAAACAAUGUAUCGUGUCAGUGUCAAUAUAACUUGGUUGUAGCUUAGUGGUUAUUAUCACCUACUCAAUCCACCAACCUAUGUAACCCAAAUAACGACCUGCCCCCCGCACAAUGCUACUGAAUAGAAUGUAGUUCAUUACUGAAUCAGGAUUUUUUUAAACUCUUCUUUGCCAGCAGCUACUGGAUUAUAAAUCAAGCAAUGAACAACACGUAUUAGUGACGUUGUUUUUGGAUUUCUUGCCAAGAAAUGAUGCAUGCAAACUUACCAGUGUUCACUGCAUUUCAUUUUGUAGUCAGGGCCCACACUUUUAGUCGAAGAACUGGGUUCCUUAGCCUCCUGAUGAGGCUCUGUUAGUUUUAAGUUAGACUCAGUGAUAACCAUACUCACAUGGAAAACGUGCACAGAAAGUUAAAAGGGGGGCUUUCUUCAGUGUUGCUCCUUAGGAUUUUGGAAAUAACUGUACUGUAUACAUCCUUGUCACCUGACUGCAGCCUAAUGCUUUUAUGUAAAGUAUGUAUGCGUGUCAACCUAACAACAUUUCUU
Messenger RNA from Scomber scombrus (Atlantic mackerel), 2716 nucleotides. It is a transcript of the gene fsd1, whose product is annotated as fibronectin type III and SPRY domain containing 1. The transcript is spliced from 13 exons. NCBI's taxonomy places the organism in Eukaryota, Metazoa, Chordata, Actinopteri, Scombriformes, Scombridae. The record is from RefSeq and is a predicted model, not a curated record. Bases 115 to 1608 code for a protein of 497 amino acids. Gene Ontology annotation, molecular function: protein binding.